UUUUUUUUUUUGUUCAUCUUUGGCUCGCCUCGUUGUCGGUGCGAUGGUCUCGGUUCCGAAGGGCAGGUGCAACUCGGUUCGCCCUCGCCGUUUGUGAAACGAAGGAAGAAAAGAGAUCAACCGAUCCGAAAGAGAAAAAAAAGUGUGCUCAUCGCCUGGUUCAUCGUGCGUGUUUUCGUGCCGUUGUGUGUGCUUGAAACAUCGCCGCCGUGCGUCUUUUUCUUCUGGGCGGCUGGCAGAGCAAAAACGCCGCGCUGUGGAUUGCCGUGAGAGGAGGCCUUUAGGCUUACGCCUCGACAUCGGCUGCCGCCGCCGCCACCACCCCGCUGUCACCGGAACGCACGCCGGCGCUCCCUGAAGCUAGCCGGAAGAAGAUAGAGACGCUGGGCAAAAUGACGGCCAUGUCGCAGGAAGACAUCGUCAGCAACACCAAGACGGUGAUCCAGGGCCUGGAGGCCUUGCGCAAUGAACACAACACGAUCCUGUCGGGGCUGCGCAGCUCUGUGCAGGCGGUGCAGCAGUCCCAGCAGCAGCAGGACAACAAGGCCAGCCUGGUGGCCGAGGAGAAAGCCCAGCUGGUCCAGAAGUCCCUCGAGGCACUCGAGCUGGGCCUGGGCGAGGCGCAGGUCAUGGUGGCACUGGCAUCGCACCUUCAGGCGGUGGAAGCGGAGAAGCAGAAGCUUCGCGCCCAGGUGCGCCGCCUGUGCCAGGAGAAUGCGUGGCUACGUGACGAGCUGGCCAACACGCAACAGAAGCUGCAGGCCUCGGAGCAGGCGGUUGCCCAGCUCGAGGAAGACAACAAGCAGCUACAGUUUGUCAACUCGCUCAAAAAGUACGACGACCUGUCCGCAUCCACCACAUCUGUGGCCUCCUCCUCAGCUGCCCAGGGUGACGAGUCGCAGAAGUCUCAGAGUGAGAAACGCGAAGGUGACCCUCCCCUCGACCUGGGUUUCCCCGACGACGAGGAAAACAAUCAGGACGCCCUGUCCCCACCUGGAGGUGGGGUUGGCAUGGGCCCCAUGGGGACCUCCGGAGGGGGGGGCUCGGCUGGGUACGAGAUCCCGGCUCGGCUGAGGACGCUGCACAACCUGGUGAUCCAGUACGCGUCGCAGGGGCGCUACGAAGUAGCCGUGCCCCUGUGCAAGCAAGCCCUCGAGGACCUGGAGAAGACCAGCGGCCAUGAUCACCCGGAUGUGGCCACCAUGCUCAACAUCCUGGCACUUGUCUACAGGGACCAGAACAAGUACAAGGAGGCGGCUGCGCUGCUGAAUGAUGCGCUGGCCAUCCGGGAGAAGACGCUGGGCGAGAGCCAUCCUGCCGUGGCGGCCACGCUCAACAACCUGGCCGUGCUGUACGGCAAGCGAGGAAAAUACCGCGAUGCUGAGCCCCUGUGCAAGCGCGCCCUCGACAUCCGCGAGCGGGUUUUGGGCCGAGACCAUCCCGACGUUGCCAAGCAACUCAACAACCUGGCCCUACUCUGCCAGAACCAGGGAAAGUACGAGGAGGUUGAGCGCUACUACCAACGGGCAUUGGACAUCUAUGAACGGACGCUGGGCCCCGACGACCCAAAUGUGGCGAAGACCAAGAACAACCUGGCGUCGGCGUACCUCAAGCAGGGCAAGUACAAGGAGGCCGAGCUCCUGUACAAGCAGGUGCUGACACGAGCACACGAGCGGGAGUUUGGCUGCGUGUCAGGUGACAACAAGCCCAUCUGGCAGCUGGCUGAAGAACGGGAGGAGAACAAGAGCCAACGCCGAGACAAUGCCCCCUACGGCGAGUACGGUGGAUGGCACAAGGCGGCCAAGGUCGACAGCCCGACGGUGGCUACCACACUGAAGAACCUGGGCGCCCUCUAUCGACGACAGGGAAAGUACGAGGCAGCUGAGACACUGGAGGACUGUGCCCUUAGGGCGCGCAAGGAGGCCCUGGACCAGCGGCAUGGUCGGUCAAUGCCCUACCUGGACUUCUCGACGCACAAGGACAAGAGGCAGAGUGGCAGCGGCAAGUCGGGGUCGCGGAGGGGUUCGCGCGAGUCUCUCGAUAGCGUCAACUAUGAUGGCCAGCCGCAGGACGAGAAUGGCCGAUUGAAGCGGAGCAGCUCGCUGGGCAAGCUGCGGGCUUCCAUCCGCCGCGGCAGUGCAAAGCUGGUGCAGAGGCUCAGGGGCAGCGACUUUGCCCACGACGAUGAUCUCGCCGCACGAAUGAAGCGCGCCAGUUCCAUGUGCGCCCUUAGUACAGACCCUCAGGCCAAGAGCAACCUGAUAAACAUGCGCCCGCGUACUGCAAGCUCAGACCAGCUUCGCUCCGCCAGCAAAGGAGAUCUCUAGCAAGCUGCGAAGCACCAGUCGCCCCCUGUGCAGCCUUUGCUUUUUUAACGACCGGGGUGGAAAUUUUAUUCAGUAGCGCACACACCACUCGGAAGAGGAGAUUGCAAAGUUGGGCAUCCUCGGAAUGCAUCUAGCCCGGAGAACAGAUGCCGGGCCCAACUAAGAGGCAGCGUGACAGUGUACUUACGUUGUCGACGGAUGAACGCUGUUUCCGAGCACUAGCUCACAGUUGCUUAUGUGUAACCCGUGCGCACGACAGAUAGGCUUCUCAGUGGCAUUGCUUUGGACUGAGUAGGCAGAGCGUAUUAUCUCGGUGAAAAGAAAAAAAAGGAAAAGCUUUACUUUAAAAAAAAAAAAAGUAGCGGCCAUUUCUCAUCGGCCACACAAAGAAAAACCUGCGGGGACCCAUUUGGCUGCUCGGUGGCAAAGUGUGAUGGUGGCAUAUGUUUGCCUCUUGUAUUUUGCUGCUUUUUCUAUGAAGUUUCGAAGUCAGGCCAUUUUGAGAUGUCAGAGUGGCAGUGUCCACUGUCAGAAGAGUAGUGUACUAAAUUUUGCUUUCAAGGCUCAUGCAUUCACAUCAUUCUAGGAUGUUCUUGUGCUUCACCUGCCACUGGUGCUUUGUUAACAAAUUAUUGAGACUUGAUAGAUGUGCUCACAUUAGAUUCGUUCUUUACUACUGCAACCCUGUGUAUGUGCACCACAUGUUGGCUUGGGCCUUACAAUUGUUUUCAUGGAUAAUUUGUCAAGCGGGGCUGGAAAAAAAAAAGAAUUCAGACACACCCAGCACGUUCAUAUUUUAUGUUGGUGUAAUGAAAGGAGUCAAGCAUGCUCAGAUUUCUGCUAUGAAAGAAUGGUGGUACUCUGAUGAAGUGGGCUGACUUAGAGAUCACGACAGAUUGUACUUACUUUUACUGUAAUUUUUAGUAAAAUCAGAGUAGAGGUCAUUGGAUGGCAACCUUAGAUUACAUGAAGCAUUGACUUGCUGCUAUGUGCAAUCUGAACUGCUCAUCAGGUUGUUAAUUCACCCUUUUGGGGAGCUCUUGAUUGUGCAUUAUGUAAUCAUGGAAACGGCAUCGGUAUCAUUUUUUGCUGAAUUAUGUUUCUUGCGUAGUGUAGAAUAGUGGUAGGUGCCCGUGCUGAAUAAGUAACUUGUACUCUGGCUACUACAUUUUCCACACUUUUUAUCGGAGUCACUAUCAGCCUUUGAAGAGAGUUAAAAACUCUUACAGCAUAAAGGCACGAGCAUUGAAGGCACAAUAAAUGAACUGAUGUAGUGCAGUACGUGCUGAGGUGCUUUCACAUUUUAGAAAUUGCCACCUGAAGCAUGUUCUUCUUUGCUGCUUCAUAAUGGAUUUUACAAAAUUUGCGGAUGAAGUGUAUGGCACUGUAGGUGAUUCCACAUUUUAGAAAUUGCUGCUUGAAGUGUGCUGCUUACCACUUGAUGAUGAAUUUGGUGAAAUUUUUCGUAGCUCAUGUUGCUGCCAUGGGACAGUAGAUUGUUUAGUGGAUGAAUGAGCAAAACACAAUGCAUUGACUGUACAGAACAUGUGCAUAUACCACUGACAGAGACUGAAGCUGUAUGUGCUAUUGAUUAUGUGAUAACACCUACAUAAAAGAAGUUGUGAAAGGAUUUUCAUCACUUGCAAGCGGUGAAAGCUUUUGAUAUUUCAGUCACAGAGGUUCUCCCUCUCUUGGUUUCUUGUAAUAUAAAGGAACUGAAAUGCCAAUUGCGAUCUAUGUAAGAUUUAUGUGCGCCUUGUUAGAAAAGACAGCUUGUGAAAAUGACAUGUAUCCCACAUGGCAUGUUGCAUUCUCAACUUGUUGGUCUUGGGAAAAUUAAGGGCAGUGCUGGCUCUACGUGCUGCACAUGCUUCGUUGUGGAAGCAUGCUGCAUGACAUUGGAGUCCCCUAGUGUGUCAAUUACAUGACAAUAUGCAGAAGGAGAAAAACUUAAGUUUGUUUAGCAUCUUGGCUUGCUGCUUGACAAAAUUGUCUGAACACAUUUCAAAAGUUGCUUGUAAUAAUCGUGCAGUUUUAUGGUCUGCAAAGUGUAGGAAAUUGCAACUUGCAUUACGACAUUCCAUCCAGCCAUCCGGUGCUCGUGAUAUUAAUGUUUUUGCUCCUGCAGUUUAGCCGUGGUACUGCUGCGCCAGUGUUGUCACAGCGAGCACAAUUUUGCAUUUCCACACACAGUUAAGCUUCCAAACAGUGAAUUGUAUGCCUCACUUGACCAAAGACACAUGUUGAAGCAAAUGACAUGGUGUAUUCUAUUUUGGCCAUGGCAUUUCAAGUAAAAAGGCAUGAACUACACUUCUAGGGGCAGUCGCUGCAACUUGUUCUAUUCUAGAAACACUAGCAGGAUCUUGUGCAUUACACCUGUGAGACAUGUUUGUAAGAGAAUCGAGGAAUUGAAAGUGCUUACGCUCGAGCUUUGUGGGCAGCAGCUGUUUAUGUAUUAAGUUUUUAUGCCACUUUGCAUGCACGCCUUAUUAUAACAUCCACUGGUCCGGCCAUGUGGCUGGCCACAGUUAAAAGGUGUCUGGCCAGCCUUCGUGUCUAUAGAAAGAUGUCUUCAUGAGAGAAGUGCUUGCAGUGCUCUCUUAACAUUCCGCUUUAGAAAACGUGGAGCUCUGUGAUCUGAGCGACGCUGUUCGUCGACGUGGGUUUUGCUGCAUAACAAGUCUGCGAAAAGGGGGCAAACGACGCCUUUUUUGCUUGGUUCCUAUCGGUAAUGCUGCUAACGGUGAGACUCUUGCCGUACCCCUACCAUGCGGACUUUGCGGGAAGAGCAGGACAGUUUGUUCUUUCGUCUUUUUUGUUGUUAUUUAUUUUGUUACAAGUUCUCUUUUUUUCCUUGUUUUAACGCAUUGACGAUCGCUGUGCGCUCUUGUUGGGGCAUGGAUGUGCAUCUUUUUUUGCACCAUGCGCUGUAUGCACUGCGUGCUAUCUUGUGUGCAGCGUCACUUGUCGGACAGGAGAUGCUGUGCAGAUUUUACAUGUACAUGUGCACGCCUGCGUGAGCUGUCUUCUUUUUUUUUUCUUGCGUGUGUGCGUGUCCGUGUGUGCAUUUGUAUGAGAAAUAAAAAGUGUAAUACACCAUGUC
Messenger RNA from Dermacentor silvarum, 5430 nucleotides. RefSeq names its product kinesin light chain (gene Klc). Gene Ontology annotation, cellular component: kinesin complex; membrane-bounded organelle; cytoplasm. Gene Ontology annotation, biological process: microtubule-based movement. Lineage: Eukaryota; Metazoa; Arthropoda; Arachnida; Ixodida; Ixodidae. The coding region runs from base 393 to 2327 and encodes 644 amino acids. The transcript has 11 exons. Gene Ontology annotation, molecular function: kinesin binding. The record is from RefSeq and is a predicted model, not a curated record.